Cercocebus atys (sooty mangabey) is the source of this 1816-nucleotide messenger RNA. It is a transcript of the gene BHLHE41, whose product is annotated as basic helix-loop-helix family, member e41. The record is from RefSeq and is a predicted model, not a curated record. Gene Ontology annotation, cellular component: nucleus. Gene Ontology annotation, biological process: regulation of neurogenesis; circadian regulation of gene expression; anterior/posterior pattern specification. The transcript has 5 exons. Lineage: Eukaryota; Metazoa; Chordata; Mammalia; Primates; Cercopithecidae. Gene Ontology annotation, molecular function: RNA polymerase II cis-regulatory region sequence-specific DNA binding; protein dimerization activity; DNA-binding transcription factor activity, RNA polymerase II-specific. The coding region runs from base 343 to 1791 and encodes 482 amino acids.
CCCCCCUCCGGGCUGGACCGCGGAUGGUACGUUCCGCACGUGAGCUGGGUGCUGGUCUGGCCGGCGACGCGCGUGCCCUGUGGCCAAACACUGCCUGGAGUGAGAGCAAACUACCAGCGCAGUGGGGCCGGCGCGAGUGUGCGUGUGUGUGCGUGUGUGUGUGCGAGCGCGGUGGAGGGGGGACCAACUGCUUCACACUUUCAACACUGCACUGAAGAGGGAGAGCGAGAGAGAGAGACUGGAGACGCACAGAUCCCCCCAAGAUCUCCCAAGCCUACCGUCCCACAGAUUAUUGUACAGAGCCCCAAAAAUCGAAACAGAGGAAACGAACAGCAGUUGAACAUGGACGAAGGAAUUCCUCAUUUGCAAGAGAGACAGUUACUGGAACAUAGAGAUUUUAUAGGACUGGAUUAUUCCUCUUUGUAUAUGUGUAAACCCAAAAGGAGCAUGAAACGAGACGAUACCAAGGAUACCUACAAAUUACCGCACAGAUUAAUAGAAAAGAAAAGAAGAGACCGAAUUAAUGAAUGCAUUGCUCAGCUGAAAGAUUUACUGCCUGAACAUCUGAAAUUGACAACUCUGGGGCAUCUGGAGAAAGCCGUAGUCUUGGAAUUAACUCUGAAACACCUAAAAGCUUUAACCGCCUUAACCGAGCAACAGCAUCAGAAGAUAAUUGCUUUACAGAAUGGGGAGCGAUCUCUGAAAUCGCCCAUUCAGUCCGACUUGGAUGCGUUCCACUCGGGAUUUCAAACAUGCGCCAAAGAAGUCUUGCAAUACCUCUCCCGGUUUGAGAGCUGGACACCCAGGGAGCCGCGGUGUGUCCAGCUGAUCAACCACUUGCACGCCGUGGCCACCCAGUUCUUGCCCACCCCGCAGCUGUUGACUCAACAGGUCCCUCUGAGCAAAGGCACCGGCGCUCCCUCGGCCGCCGGGUCCGCGGCCGCCCCCUGCCUGGAGCGCGCGGGGCAGAAGCUGGAGCCCCUCGCCUACUGCGUGCCGGUCAUCCAGCGGACUCAGCCCAGCGCCGAGCUCGCCGCCGAGAACGACACGGACACCGACAGCGGCUACGGCGGCGAAGCCGAGGCCCGGCCGGACCGCGAGAAAGGCAAAGGCGCGGGGGCGAGCCGCGUCACCAUCAAGCAGGAGCCUCCCGGGGAGGACUUGCCGGCGCCCAAGAGGAUGAAGCUGGAUUCCCGCGGCGGCGGCAGCGGCGGCGGCCCGGGGGGCGGCGCGGCGGCGGCGGCAGCUGCGCUCCUGGGGCCCGACCCUGCCGCCGCGGCCGCGCUGCUGAGACCCGACGCCGCCCUGCUCAGCUCGCUGGUGGCGUUCGGCGGAGGCGGGGGCGCGCCCUUCCCGCAGCCCGCGGCCGCCGCGGCCCCCUUCUGCCUGCCCUUCUGCUUCCUCUCGCCUUCUGCAGCCGCCGCCUACGUGCAGCCCUUCCUGGACAAGAGCGGCCUGGAGAAGUAUCUGUACCCGGCGGCGGCCGCCGCCCCGUUCCCACUGCUAUACCCCGGCAUCCCUGCCCCGGCCGCAGCCGCGGCCGCCGCCGCCGCCGCUGCCGCCGCCGCCGCCGCCUUCCCCUGCCUGUCCUCGGUGUUGUCGCCCCCGCCCGAGAAGGCGGGCGCCGCCGCCGCGACCCUCCUGCCGCACGAGGUGGCGCCCCUUGGGGCGCCGCACCCACAACACCCGCACGGCCGCACCCACCUGCCCUUCGCCGGCCCCCGCGAGCCGGGGAACCCGGAGAGCUCUGCUCAGGAAGAUCCCUCGCAGCCAGGAAAGGAAGCACCCUGAAUCGUUGCGUCUCAAAGGACGGAGG